Hippocampus zosterae (dwarf seahorse) is the source of this 4342-nucleotide messenger RNA. RefSeq names its product terminal nucleotidyltransferase 5A-like. Gene Ontology annotation, molecular function: RNA binding; poly(A) RNA polymerase activity. Lineage: Eukaryota; Metazoa; Chordata; Actinopteri; Syngnathiformes; Syngnathidae. Gene Ontology annotation, biological process: mRNA stabilization. The record is from RefSeq and is a predicted model, not a curated record.
AGCGGAAGCUGACGAUCGAUCACCUGGAUCGAGCUUACGCUUAAAACCCCGGAAUGUCUUACUUGGAUCGAAAGCGUGUGCGGGUUUAUGAUUGGCUGUAACAUCUGGAACUUUGCGAUGCAAUUCAAGAUUGUGAAUUGCAGCAAAACCAGCGGAUGACAGGCAGCCACUAAUGAAAACGAGCUGCCAAACCCAGCACGCUGCAAAAGUCAGUUUUGCUGGGUAGGGCGGCCUUAGGCGCCUGUUGAAACUGAAGUGAAUCAAAACAAGUCUCAGUGUGCACGUGUUUAAAAAAAAAAAAUCAUUACAACAAUGCAAACGGCAGUCUGAGGGGGUCUAAAACAUACGCUGACAGAAAAUACAGACAGGGACUCUUCAACAGGUCGGGCAGGGGUAUGAGAAGCUUGUAUAAGACAAUCAUUCAACUGAGAAAUUCAGUUUUGUUUUGUUUUUAUCUCUAUGACCACUAGAAAUUCCAUGACGAGCUUUCUUGUAUCCUAAUUAUGUUUGAGCAAGAUGUGACUAAAAAAAUAUAUAUAUACCAACACAAUAUCUAUAUGGGGUUGCGAUCACUUCCAUAUAACUUCAGUUUGAAUGUGAAUGGUUCAUUCUGAACCCAAGAGGGUGUGUGCACUUGUGCAACCAUAUUACCACAUUGUUUAUUUUUACUUCCCCUCUCUGAAUUCUUGUGCUUUCCGCUCCCUUUAUUAGAUUAACGGUGAAAAAGGGACAAUUUUGUGUCAUUUUUAUUAGAUAACAAACUUGGCAUUUGAACAGGGGUGUGUGGACUUUUUAUAUCCACGGCAUCUACGCCGCCACAAACGAUAUAUCGUCAUGGGCAGACCAAUGAAUUAAAUGCGCGUUGGAGUGGCCGAGUUGUGACUUUUCCUUGGUGAAAUAUAUAUAAUGUGGUUUUGCUCAGUCAAAAGGUUCGGUACACUGUACUGCUCGAGUGAAUGGCAUUCUCAAGUCCCGCCCCCGCUCCCUACCCCGGAGAUGCCGCCUGUCAAUCAACGCGAAAACAGCCCCGCCCACCUUCUCCCCCUCUGACAGUCAGACGGGAAGCCGGCCACAGACUCGCCCUUUACAGCUGCGCAACUUCAAACUCGAUGACAUCACGCGCCGUCAGCAACGGACAAAGGGGGCAAAAUGUGAGUGAUCGGAAAGACAUAACGCCGCUGGAUAAAAGUAGUUGCGAGAAGACUGCAAAGUUGUUUUCACUCUCGUUGAGACGCGUGCGCCAAAAUAGUGCGCGGUAAAGAGGACUGUCGGGGAGAACGUUUGGACACCAUGGUGGAUUAAAAGUGGACACAAAAGUGCGAUUUGACAGCUCAAAAGACGUUUUGUUGUUGUUUGCACGUUGCGACGCGUGUGUUUAAGUCCACCGGAGCUUUGACUCGAUGUCAUGGACAAGUCGGAGGACUGAAAGUGGGGACACGGAGGGGGCAGUUCUGUAGUUGAUGCCGACCCAGUUUGCGAGGCGGUGCGCGGUGACUAAUAAGCAACAGGUCCAAGCGGCUGCUGAAUUCAAUUUGUCUGGAGACUGCAGAAAGGCCAAGUAACGAGAAGCAUAUUUGAUUUCGCUACGCCGUAUGCGCGCGAGAGACGGAUUCCGGUGCGUCGAAGUUGCCCCGGCAACUCUUUCGGGACUUUGAAAAGAAAAAAAAACGUUUUUGACAAGGAAUUCAAUUGAGGAUGGGUGACCAUGCGGACGGCGGGGAGAACGUGAACCUGAGUGUGCUCAACUGGGAGCAAGUGCAGCGUCUGGAUGCCAUUCUGGCCGGUUCCAUCCCCAUCCACGGCCGCUGGAGCUUCCCCACGCUGGAGGUGAAGCCGCGCGACAUCGUCAAGGCGGUCCGCAGCCGAAUGGAACAAACGCACAUUCGCGUCCGCGAAGUGCGGCUCAACGGUUCGGCGGCCAGCUACGUGCUGCACGAGGACAGCGGACUGGGGUGGAAUGACCUGGACCUCAUCUUCUGCGCCGAGCUGAAGGGGGAGAAAGAAUUCCAGAUCGUCAAAGAUUUGGUGCUGGACUGCCUGCUGGACUUAUUGCCUGAGGAAGUGAAUAAGGAGAGAAUCACACCCUUGACGCUAAAGGAGGCCUACGUGCAAAAGAUGGUGAAAGUGUGCAAUGACACGGACCGCUGGAGCCUCAUCUCGCUGUACAACAACCGCGGCAAGAACGUGGAGCUCAAAUUCGUGGACUCCCUGCGGCGGCAGUUCGAGUUCAGCGUGGAUUCCUUCCAGAUCUGCCUGGACUCGCUGCUACUCUUCCACGAGUGCUCGGAGCACCCGAUGACCGCUUCUUUCCAUCCCACUGUCUUUGGCGAGAGCGUCUACGGUGACUUCCCCGUCGCCCUCGACCAUCUGCGCAAGCGCCUCAUCUGCACUAGGAGCCCCGAGGAGAUCCGGGGCGGGGGCCUGCUCAAGUACUGCCACCUGCUGGUGCGGGGCUUCCGCGCGGCCUCCGAUUCGGAGAUGAAACUCUUGCAGCGCUACAUGUGCUCGCGCUUCUUUAUCGACUUCUCCGACGUGGGCGAUCAGAAACGCAAGCUGGAGUCCUUCCUGCAGAACCACUUUGUGGACUUGGAGGACAGGAAGUAUGACUACCUGGCCGUACUGUACAAAGUGGUGCAGGAGAGCACCGUGUGCCUGAUGGGCUACGAGCUGCGGCAGACUCUCGGCCUCAUCUCCUCGCUGGCGUGGCGAGCGCUGGCCGAGCAGAACGCCAUCCCCAACGCCGCCAACGUCACCUGCUUUUACCAGCCCGCCCCGUACGUCUCCAACUGCAACUUCAGCAACUACUACGUGGCCCAGGUCCAGCCCCUCUUCGCUUGCCCACCCUCGCCGCCCCGACAUUACACCCCCCCCUCGCAGCAUCCCAUGCACGCCACCUGGCUGCCCUGUAACUAGAACCUGCACUACGGUCGUGCGCUCGAGGAAUUUCUCGGAAACAUGCAUUGCUUUGUUGUUCUUUCGUGGGUUGGCUUGAGUCAGGCCAGUGGUUCUCAAACUUUUCCCAAGAGCCCGCCCGAUUAAUCAGCAGGCCGAUUAAAUCAGAUGACAGUCGCUCUUCUAAAAUUGUCCAAAAUCCGUUAAAAAAAAAUCGUCCAAUUUUUGAUUCUUCUUCUUUUUUCCUAGGAAAAAAAUUGUAAAAACUACACUGGUUUGUUGAGAAAGGAGUGUCCCGGCUUCCAAGUUUUGAGAUACGAGUCAUAAUUUUGUCAGAUUUUAUUUUAUUAUUUUUUUGCUUUGAAUUGCGAGCGCAAACUCGAAAUUAGAGCGGUAACAAAAUGCCAUUGACGAGCUGAGAGUUAGCAUCGAGAGUUGCAGUUUUAGAAUCAAGGGAUGUUUGAACAUAAAUGGUGGAGCAACACAGACAGACAGUAUCAUACUCAGAGGCAUGAAUUUUGUAACCUUCGGAAAAUGACUGUUUCAGACUUCUUCUACUACUCUCAGAGUAGAAGAAGUCCGAGCCACUGGACAUUUAAUAUUUUCAAAAGACACAGCAACAGUCUGAACAUUUAACUCAGCGAGGAAGCACGCAGACCACUAAAACUGAAAAAAAAAGGGAAGGGUAAACGAGGACAAGGAACCCGUGUCAAAGAGCUGAUGCUUGUUUUUUUUUUUUUUUGUGCUUUCCCGACACUUGACCUUUUUGGCUACAGUACUCACGUUAGAGACUUAUGCAAAUCACAUCCUCUUUAAUGACAGACGAUUGAAUGAGAGGCUCGAGAUGUUGAGUCACGGUCAAAUCUAGCGGCGGGCUUUCUGUCAGUUACCAUGUGACACUUUUGAUAAUGCAAAAAAAAAAAACGGGAAGUAACUAUUUGCAAUUUGAUAAAGUCGACAAGAGAAACAACAAAGCAAUGCAUGCUUGAAUUCUUCCUCAGCAAGUAAUAAGUGCCUUAAAAAAAAGGGGGGGGGGUAUAUAUUUUUGCAUUUUCUGUGGGGGGAAGGGCGGUAGGGGUCAGUGGUAUAUAUGUUCAAUCAUGAAUGGAUUGCUUUACAAAGUUUACCGAUGCUGGGGGGGGGGGGGGGGGGGGGGUCAGGAUUUUUACACUGAGGCACCAAGCAAUUUUCGUGUUUUUAUUUUGGUAGUUCUAACUUCUCGUGUGAAACACAGGCCGAUUACCAGAGAGGAAGUAACAACAUCAUUGGACGGAGACGCAGAGAAUCAAAAGGAAGCGGUCGAGUGGUUUGAUAUAUGAAAAAAUGCUUACGCGAAUAAAAUGGAAGGGGGAAAAACAAGGCAUUUCAGAUGGUUUCAUUUCUUAUCAACUGGGUCGAGUCGGCGGCGAAAUGCUGAGGUGGACAAAAUAAAAGCCAUUCUCCACUCACA